GUUGGCCCGUUGGUUGAGCGAUUUGUUUUGGUUGACAACAUAACAUCAUGAGUGACUCGGCAGUCAAGGUGGCCGUGAGGGUGCGGCCCUUCAACCAGAGAGAGAAGGGCCUCGAUGCCGUCUGCUGCAUAGCCAUGGUAUAUGGAGAGACGGUCGCUCCCGGGAGCUGGCUUGCCCGCCCCGACGUGGAUGCGUUGUGUUGUGUUGUGUAGGCUGGACCAACGACGACAAUUAAUGAUGUCGACGGUGGGACGGGAGAGGAGACAUUCACAUUCGACUACUCAUUCUGGUCGCAUGAUGGGUAAGUAAGCAGCGGAGCUGCACACUCACGUGCCUUCGCAGGCGGUGCAGACUGUCAUUUGUGCAGGUUCGCCAUAAGCGACGAGGGGCUGCUGAUCCCUGAGGAUGGGAACAGCCCUUAUGUCGACCAGAAGAAAGUCUUUGACUGCCUGGGCGUGGAAGUGCUGGUCAGUCGGCCAGACAGCCAGCAGGCUUUGGGCAUCCAUGCCGCAAGAUCAAGACAACUGGUCUGUCUGUCUGUCUGUCUGUCCUGUCUGUGUCUGCUUCUUUCUCAGAACAACGCGUGGACAGGGUAUCACUGCUGUCUGUUUGCGUACGGGCAGACGGGCGCGGGCAAGUCGUACUCUAUGGUUGGCUUCGGCCCCAACAAGGGCAUCAUACCCACCACGUGUCAGGACAUCUUCCGCCGCAUCGGGGAGAACCACGACCCAGCGAAACACUUCGAAGUGACGGUAAGCAACAGCCGGCUGAGCUUGACUGACAGGAGCCGCUCGCUCAACUCGUGUGAAUGUCUGUGUGCAUGGGUCCGAGUGUGCAGAUCGGUAUGCUGGAGAUCUACAAUGAGAAGAUCCAGGACCUUCUUAUCCAUGCCAACCAGCGAACAAAGGUGGGAUCGAUGAGAACCAACCAGGUCCCUGUCUCUGCGUGUGGUGCUGUGUGCUGUUGUGCUCUGUCAGGGUGGUCUGGAGGUUCGCGAGUCGAAGCAGCUGGGCAUCUACGUGCAGGACCUGACCAAGCGGGCUGUCAACAGCUACGAGGCUAUUGAAGACCUUGUCGACGAGGGGACGGCGAACCGCACCAUCGGCUCCACCCUCAUGAACGCGUCGGUCUUCACACGCUAAUGGAAAGAUGCCAUUGAUCGCCUGCGCUUACUUGUGCCUGUCGGUCUGCUUGUCUUCUGUGAUAGGACGAGCUCCCGCGCAAACACGGUGCUCAUCAUCGAAUUCACACAAGUAUGGAUGGAUGCUGUAUGUGACACAUGACAAUCUACCUGUCUGUGCGCCAUGUGUGUGGAAGGUGACGACGUACGAUAUGGGCAAGGAGGGCCGCAAGCUCUCAGUCAUCAAACUGGUCGAUCUCGCCGGCUCCGAGAAUGCCGAGCAAACAGGUGUGCACACAGUCGCGUGAGCACACAGAGAGAGGAUUACACACACUGGCGACGGACGGCCUUCAGUUGCUAUAGCCAGUGCUAUCAACAAGUCGAUGUCUGCAUUGAGAAACGUCAUAUCGGCACUCGCAGACAAGGGCUCAGGUGCCCGGGCCGGUAACAGACAGACAUACAGGUACACAUUCUCCUGUGGACAUUAAGGCAAGUUGAAGAAGGGCCAGCUCAUCCCCUACCGAGACUCAAAACUCACCCGACUGCUGCAGGUGGAGAUAUCCAGUCGUCAGGCACUCACACGCGCGUCACUCCUCUGCUGAAUGCUUCAGAAUGCCCUCGGAGGCUCAUCGAAGACCAUCAUGAUAUGCGCCGUGUCCCCCGCUUCGUCUAACUACGAAGAGACACUGUCGACACUACGAUGCGCCGGCAAAGACUGACAACAACACAGGCGAGGGUGAUUUGAAGUCUCCACUUGAUGCUUUAGAUCGCGCCAAGAAGAUCAUGAAUCACGCUGAGAUCAACGAAGACCCCACGGUGAGACGAAAACAGAGAGACAGACCGCCCGUAUGUUGUCUCGCCUCCUGACGCAUCUGUGAGUGCAGGAGAAGUUGUUGAAUCAGCUCAAGAGGGAGAACGAGCGACUCAAGGCGCUGCUGGGAGGUACAUACACAGAGAACAGUAGUGCGUUCAACUCGUGUUGGCCGAUGUGUCUGUGUCUGCAGGCCAGGGAGUGGCGACAGGGGGAGGUCCGAACGGCGCCGGCGGUAGUGCUGUGAGUGAGGCGGAGCGGAUGCGAAUCGUGGAGAACCACAAGAAGGAGAUCGCCGCAAUUGAGAAGGCAUUGGUACGUAUAUGUGCAAGUGUCGAGCAUUAACCAUACGCCGGUCGUCUGUCAUUGUGUGUGUGUCUCGCAGGAAGAAGAGGAGGCAGCCAAACAGGCCGCCAAACAGGCCGCCGAAAGAGCAAAGGUCGUCCAUUCAAUGGAGUUAGACGUGGGAUGUCUGUCUCGUCUCGGCUGCCUGGCAGGGACCUCGCUGUGUGUUGUGUGUGUGGUCAGGAGGCGGCUCGCGAUGAGGGCCUGCGUCGGUUUCGGCAGGAGAUGGAUCGCAUCAAGACGCUCAUCCAGACACUAGAAUCACAAGUGGGUGGGGCCGGUGUGUGUGUGUUGGUGUGUUCCGUGCUUCAUCCAUCCAGCUUGUGUUGCUGCAGUUAGCUGGCAACGAUGCCUCACUGACGGUCGGCGACCUGUCUGUGGUGGAGAGCCACACGAGGCGUGGCGGCGACUGUCUCAAGGAGGCGGUCGACUACCUGAGCAGCAAACACACCACUCAGGCAGGAGGGGUCGUCAGAUGAGGGGCAGAAAAGGAGAUUCUUGCGUUAGCGUGUGAGUGCUAUGAGCGCGUAAUGGCUUCAUACUCACUCGCCAGCCUCACUAUCGAGUCGAGUGUGACAUGAUCGAGGUAGA
Molecule: messenger RNA, 2867 nt
Organism: Vitrella brassicaformis
Lineage: Eukaryota; Vitrellaceae
Source: the annotation of a GenBank genome assembly